Messenger RNA from Dendronephthya gigantea, 2803 nucleotides. Its product is annotated as PRKCA-binding protein-like. The transcript is spliced from 13 exons. The coding region runs from base 95 to 1207 and encodes 370 amino acids. Lineage: Eukaryota; Metazoa; Cnidaria; Anthozoa; Malacalcyonacea; Nephtheidae. Gene Ontology annotation, cellular component: trans-Golgi network membrane. The record is from RefSeq and is a predicted model, not a curated record. Gene Ontology annotation, biological process: regulation of Arp2/3 complex-mediated actin nucleation; positive regulation of receptor internalization; intracellular protein transport. Gene Ontology annotation, molecular function: phospholipid binding; protein domain specific binding; protein kinase C binding.
UUCAAGAUGGUGCCCGACUGGUGUUUUUCUUUUUUGUAAAUAAAGCCAUUUUAACGUUGAAUAAAAAACGAUCAAAUAGCCACAAGAAAGAAUUAUGGACUUUGAUUUUGAGAUAGAUCCCAGGGGUUUAAAAGGAAAACCAGGCACGGUGACCCUUUCAAAAGACAAGCAGAACUUGAUUGGGAUAUCUAUCGGUGGCGGAGCUCCUCUGUGUCCUGUAUUGUACGUCGUUCAAGUGUUUGACAACACUCCGGCGGCCAAAGACGGUACGUUACAAGCGGGAGAUGAGAUCGUUGGAGUGAAUGGCAAAUCUUUGCGUGGAAAGACGAAGGUCGACGUGGCUAAAGCUAUACAGGCUGUCAAGACUGAUGUGACGAUCAGUUAUGUCAAACUUCACGCGGACCCGAAGUUGGGCAAGACAUUGGACAUAGUUAUGAAGAAGAUGAAACAUCGUGUGGUGGAACACAUGAGCUCAGGAACAGCAGAUGCGCUUGGUCUAAGCAGAGCUAUCCUUUGCAAUGAUGGCUUGAUAAAGAAGCUGGAGGAAUUGCAGCAAAAUUCGAUGCUCUACAAAGGUCUGUUCGACCACACGAAACGCUAUCUUCAAAGUUUCUACCAACUCGCGCAAACACAUAAAGAAUUGGGUAAUAUUUUCAGUUCUAUUGGGGUACGAGAAUUGCAACCAAACGCAAAUGAAGCCUUUAGUAUUUUCUCAACGGCACACAGAUCAUUUGAAAAAAUUGGAAUGGAUUUUCUUAAGAAAGUGAAACCGAUGCUGAGUGACCUAAACACUUAUCUCUCGAAGGCAAUUCCUGAUACACAGUUGACCAUAAAGAGAUAUGCUGAUGCGAAGUUUGAAUACCUCUCCUAUUGCUUGAAAGUUAAGGAGCUCGACGAUGAAGAAUACGCGUAUGCUGCUUUGCACGAGGCUCUCUACCGUGUCGAGACCGGUAAUUAUGAUUACAGAGUGGUGUUGCGAUGUCGGCAGUUGGCGCGGGAGAAAUUUGCCCGACUUCGCUCGGAUGUGCUCGUCAAACUUGAAUUACUCGAUAAUAAACACGUUCAAGACAUCGUAUUUCAACUGCAACGGCUCGUUCAAGCCAUGUCAAAAUACCACCAGGAAUGUUACAGUGAAUUAAAGCAAGCUGACGUCUUUCCAAUCGAGGUUGAUCUCACGAAAGGUAUUCUGGGUAGUGCUUUGCAGUGACGUCAUUUACGGUGGCGGUCAUGUAGCACUUCUUGGCGGAUUGUCCGUCUUUUUUUGCAUAGAAAAGGUGGAUAAUCCAUCAAGAUGUGCUGAUACGUCCUGUUUGUCUCGAAGAAUUACCUAGCUGGAACGAUAGAACGGCGGGAAAUAGGGGCGGCAAAAAUUCCUUCGCUCUGUUUGCGUUGAAGUACUAAAAAAGAAAAAACAUGGCUCUUUGGUAGCUUGUGCAAACAUCGCGAAAGUAAACCAAAGUAUUUGGUCGGUUGUAUUAAAUCUUUUAUUAACUAUAAAAAAAUAAUAAUAAUAAUUUAGUAUGCAUGUACAUUUAAACCAUAUCAAAUAAUACUGACUGUACUUAAACAAACCAGACUAACAAAAUUAAUGGAAAUUAAGUUAAAUCUUGCGUACAUCAGAAGUGCCCGUAGUUUUUUAAAUUAAAUUUAAUCGUUCACGGGAACUUUAGGCCGGCUUUCCACUGCACUCGGUUUGUCGAGUGGACCUAGCUGCUUCAGUCGAAUUCUCGCGAUUAAAAUAAUAUCUGGGGAAAAUGACGUACUCUCAUCAUCAGUUCCGCCGAGUGGAAAUCCGCCUUUAUGCCUGGUUCCUGUAAGUGUCGCGAACAUGUCAAGGUGGCCGAUGUGAUAGAAUAUUUCUACGUGUGUGCAGUCAAUAAUGACAGGAAUAGCUGUUAAUAAUAAUACAGAAAUAAAGAUAGAUUUGCAACCCGACGAUUUCUUAUCGGUGAAAAUGACUUGUUCACGACAAUUACAACAAAAUGGAGACCAGGCUUUAUAGACUGUGCUAACAGCGCCAUGCGCUUAUUCCCAGCAGAUUUCUCGUGCGUUGAUAGUAGCGAGUUUAAAAUGCACCAAAUCUACGACGCGGACGUGACAGGAAAUCUGCUAUUGGUGUUAGGAAACAAGUACUAAUUUGUUUUACAUACGGCUUUGACUUCGUUUAUGAAAAGGUGUCUGUAAUUUUCAUUCCUGUUAGGAAACUGUGGAUAUUAAAGCGAGAUAGAGAGUGAAUCUUAAACUCGCUAGUAUUUGUGAGGAAUUCACUUUGCGAGUCUUUCUCGUGUGUGGAUUGCUUUUAUUUAGAGCAUAUCAACUACCUUCAAUGCAUGGUUUAGGGGCUGUUUACAUGAGCCCGGUUACCCGAGAUUCAACGAACCGUGAGAUGAUUUUGAGGCAUUGAAAUGAGCAGAUAACAUGAUCCUGACAGUCGUAUAAUCGCCACAAUAAUAGCAUGUGCUUGUUUGGUGUCAUAUAUAGACUUAUUUCAAUACCUCAAAGUCCUCUCACGCUUCGUUGAACCUCGGGUAACCGGGCUCAUGUAAACAGCCUUUAGCUCACAGGUCACCAUUGUUUUCUUACGUAAAAGAAGAAAUCAAAGGGCCGCCAUGCAAUGAAAAUGUUUGGUUAUUUAUUUAUUCAGUAAAUUUCCAACGCAUUAAAACAAUAGAUAAUCAGCUGAGGUGCCUCGUUAUCUUUUGCACAUGAGAAGCAAGGCGUUUGAAACUGGUCAAUUCAAUUGUAAAAAUACAUACAUAACUUGUAGUCGAGAAAAGAUUACAAAAAUAGUUCAGGAGUAUUU